AUGGAUCUGGGGAGCCAUUUCCCCAGACUGCUAAGGAGAUGCCCAGUACGAGUGAAGUGGUACAGGAGGUGCGUUCAGAUGGGGCCUGUCUCCCAGGCAGUGGAGGAGGUGCCCGGUACGAGUGAUGGGAUGCAAGUGGAGAGUGUUGAGAGGGAUGUGGCGGAGGGGAGUCAGGGGUUUGUGGCCCCUGUUGAGGAGGAUAUGGAUAUGGACAUUUUUGAUAUUCCUAUUGAUAUGAUAGCUGCUGGCAACGACUCAAUUUACAAUCUAGAUGAGGAGAGUAGUGUGUACAGGGACGCUCCAGCCUUUGCCCUAGAUGGAGUCUAUAUCUCUGAGGCCUGCCCCAACCACUGUGGAGGACACGGAGACUGCAUCUCUGGGGUCUGCUUUUGUGACAUGGGAUACACAGUUGAGCAGGACAGCUGCGUGCCAGCCGUGGCCAGCCCCACAGAGCUGGCAGAGGGCUUUGAGAGCAAGCUGAGCCCGGUUUGGCAGACCCUGAGUGGGGGGCAGGUUGGAGGGGGCUGUGGCACCAUCAGCGAGGGAAAGGCUCUGUACUUCAGCAGCUCUGGGAAGAGAGAGGCACGCACUGUACCUAUGGAUACGACGAACACACGGCUUGUCCAGUUCUACAUCCGUAUUGGAGGGAAGAAUGUUGGACCCACCUGCACCAGACCUCGCUCCCGCAACGAAGGAGUGAUAGUCCAGUUCUCCACCAACAACGGGGUUCAGUGGCAGUUCCUACGUGAGCUGGACUUUGGUUCCUUCCUGGAUUCCCAGGUGGUCACCAUCGAGCUGCCUCCACCCGCCAAGACUCCCUACACUGUGUUCCGCUGGUGGCAGCCACAGCAGGGUAAACACUCAGCCCAGUGGGCUCUGGAUGAUGUUCUGAUCGGUAUAAAUGACAGCUCCAGGACUGGCUUCCAUGAUAAGUUUGACGGGACGUCUCCUCUGAGACACAACUGGUACCGCAUACAGGGAGGAGAGAUCACUGUAGACUGUCUGUCUCUGGAUACAGCUCUGUCCUUCAACAGCGACACCACUGACAAGAAGCCGCGGUAUGCAGAGAGCUGGGACUUUGAGGUGUCCGGCUCCUCCUUCCUGCAGUUUGAACUGUCUAUGGGCUGCAGUAAGGUUGCCACCUCAUCCCACGGUGUCAGGCUGGAGUACUCCACGGACUGUGGGCGCCACUGGGCCCUGCUCACCCCAGAGUGUGUUCCACCUGCCAUCGGCUGUGCCGGCUACACCAUGAGCUCAGUCUACACCGCUACACAGUACAACCGCUGGAGGAGGGUUACGGUGUACCUGCCCAGCGCUGCCAAUUCUCCCAGGACUCGGUUCAGGUGGAUCCAGCCCCACUUCAUCCCUGGGGCGGACGGUUGGGCCUUGGACAACGUGCUGCUGGCCCCUGGCUGCCCCUGGAUGUGCUCUGGACACGGACUCUGUGACAACGGAUGCUGUUUGUGUGACCGGGGUUAUGGCGGGGCCCACUGCGUGCCCUUGGCCCCCCUCCCCUCCAUUUUGAGAGACGACUUCAACGAGAACCUGGCGGCGGAGCAGUGGCCCGAGGUGUACGGGGCUGAGAGGGGGACUCUCAGUGGGGAGCCCCUCAAAUCUGGCACCGCACUAAUCUUCAAAGGGGAAGGUCUGCGUAUGUUGGUGUCAAGGGACAUGGACUGCACCAGCACUCUCUACAUCCAGUUCUCCUUCAAGUUCAUCACUAAGGGUGUCCCAGAGCGCUCCCACUCGGUGCUACUACAGUACUCUGUGAACGGGGGGAUCAGUUGGCUGUUGUUAGAUGAGUUUUACUUCCCUACUUCCACCGAUACGCUGUUCAUCCACCUUCCUCUGCCCACCAGUGCCCAGACCAACGCUACCCGCUUCAGGCUCUGGCAGCCUUACAACAGCGGUAAAAAAGAGGAGGUGUGGGUGAUUGAUGACCUGAUCAUCGAUGGCAGCUCGCUCAACAACCCUCCUGUAGUCUCUGACAGCUUUGAGGGCGGACCCCAGGAUUACAACUGGCUCUUCUACCCAGGAGGCAACACUGGACUCUACUGCCCCUACCAGAAGAGUGGCCUGGAGGACGAUGAGUCUGCCAUGGUGUUUGUCUCCAGCGAGUUGGGAGAACAUUCCAUUACCACCAGAGACAUUGAUGUCAAUGAAAACACCGUCAUACAGUUUGAGAUCAAUGUGGGCUGCACGGCAGAUUCUUCCUCCUCUAACCCAGUGAGACUGGAGUUCUCCAGGGACUUUGGGGCUACAUGGCAUCUCCUGGUGCCCCUGUGUUCGGGGGGCCCCCAGCCCUCAUCCCUAUGCUCCACAGAGCUGCACCCCGCCAGCGUCUACUACCCCGGGACAACACAGGGAUGGAGGAGGGAGGUCAUCCACUUCGGCAAGCUCAGACUCUGCGGAUCCAUCCGGUUCCGUUGGUACCAGGGCUUCUACUCUAGCGGUUCAUCCCCCCCUACCUGGGCUUUGGACAGUGUGUACAUUGGCCCCCAGUGCCAGGACAUGUGUAACGGACACGGGUCAUGUGUGAGGGGUACACACUGUGUGUGUGACUCGGGAUACUCAGGACCAGACUGCUCCCAACCCGACACAUCCAACCCUGACUUCCUCAAGGAAGACUUUGAAGGAGGGGCGGUGGAUGCUGACCGGUUUAGGCUGCUGAGUGGAGGGAAACCUAGCAGGAAAUGUGGCAUCAUGUCCAGUGGGAACCACCUGUUCUUCAGCGAGGACGGCCUUCGCAUGCUGGUCACCAACGACAUGGACCUUUCCAACGCAAGGUUUAUUCAGUUCUUCCUGCGUCUGGGCUGUGGUAAGGCCUCCCCAGACCCCCGCUCCCAGCCUGUCCUGCUCCAGUUCUCUGUAGACGGGGCUCUGACCUGGGGCCUGCUGCAGGACUUCUUCUUCUCCAACAGCAGUAACCAGGCUCGCCUCGUGGCCCUGGAGAUCCCUCUACGUGCCCGUACCUCCGCCACGCGCCUACGCUGGUGGCAGCCCUCUGAGAAUGGACACUUCUAUAGUCCAUGGGUUAUUGACCAGGUGGUGGUGGGUGGCAGUGCCAGUGGCUGGGGUCCUUUAGAAGACGACUUCUCCUCUAUGGACGGGCGUUCCUGGCUGCUCCACCCCGGGGGUACCCGCAUGCCCGUGUGUGGUUCUGACGGGGCAGCCUUCGCUUUCAUAGAGAAGUCCAACACGCGCUACGCUGUCACCACAGACAUCAGCCUGGGACAAGAUGCUUUCAUACAGUUUGAUUUCUCAGCUUCAUGCUCUGUCACAAACUCCUGCUACGCCAUUGAGCUUGAGUAUUCUCUGGACCUGGGUCUGCACUGGCAGCCUCUGGUGCGUGACUGUCUCCCCACCAGUCAAGACUGCUCCUCCUACACCCUACAGAGACUGCUGGUGGCAGACAUAUACAACAAGUGGGGCCGAGUCACUCUGCCCAUUCCCACCUACGCCAGGUCUGCAGCUACGCGGUUCCGUUGGUUCCAGCAGGCUCCAUUUGACAAGCAGCAGACCUGGGCUCUGGACAACCUCUACAUCGGCGACGGCUGCUCCGACAUGUGCUCCGGACAUGGACGCUGCCAGCAGAGCUCCUGUGUGUGUGACCCAGAGUGGGAAGGCGAGUACUGUGAUGAGCCUGUGGCCCCCCUGCCCUCCCAGCUGAAGGACAGUUUCAGCCGGGCCCCCUCUCUUAGCCACUGGCACCUGGUAACCGGGGGAAAGCUCAGCACUGUGUGUGGGGCCGUGGCAUCUGGGGCUGCACUGCACUUCAGCGGGAGUUGCAGUCGUCAGCUGGUGACGGUGGAUCUGAACCUGACCAACGCAGAGUUCAUCCAGUUCUACUUUAUGUAUGGCUGCAUGACCCCGCCGAGCAACCGCAACCAGUGUGUACUACUGGAGUUCAGUCUGAAUGGUGGAAUCAACUGGAUCCUGUUGACAGAGAUCUUUUACGACCUGUACAGAAAGCCUGGAUUCGUCAAUGUACUGCUGCCCCAUGCGGCCCGUCAGGAGGGUGUGCGUGUGCGCUGGUGGCAACCGACCCACGAGGGGUCCGACCACAGUGACUGGGCACUGGAUAACGUCCUAAUCGCUGGUUCCGACCCACGGGCACAGAUCUCUGACACCUUCGGAGGGGUGGCGCUGCCUAACCACGAGAGAGCGCCCGCUGAUGGUACCCCCACGGGCAGGAUAGGCCUGUUGAAUGAGGGAGAGGAGGAGAGCACCUCAGGUAUAUACACAGGGGAUCUGGACGAGACCACAACAUACACCACCACAGUGAGUGAUCACUGGCUGUUCAGUGAGGACUGUGCGGUUCAGAGGUUCUGUAGCUCUCCAGAUGGAGUCAUGGUGUGUGGUAAUGAUGACGGCAGAGAGGUGUAUGCAGUCACACAUGACAUCGUCCCGGACAAAGGCUGGGUCAUGCAGUUCAAGAUUGUGGUGGGCUGCAGUGUGCCGGAGCGCCAUGCCGAGCAUCAGGUCCAUGUCCAGUAUUCUGUGGACUUUGGUGUCUCCUGGAGAUACCUGGUGCCCCAGUGUCUCCCUGCUGACCCCUGCUGUGGAGGACAGAUCUCCCAGCCCAGUGUCUUCUUCCCUGCCCAGGGUUGGAAAAGGGCCGUCUACCCCCUAAAGGACAGCCUGGCAGACACGGCGGUGCGUUUCCGGUUCUACCAGCAGCACAGUGAUACCCAGUGGGCAGUGGAGAACUUCUACAUUGGGCCAGCGUGUGACAGCCAUUGUGGGGGACAUGGAGAGUGUCUGGACCAGCGAUGUAUCUGUGAACCAGGCUUCACCGGACCCAGCUGCUACGCCAGCACUGCACUCAAGACAUCUCUGAAGGAGCGUUUUGACUGGGAGGGGCUGCCGGGCCCUCAGUGGCAGGUGUUGGAGGGGGGUCGCCCCUGCACUGAUUGUGGGGUUCUGGUGGAGGGGACCGCUUUGUACUUUGCAGGAGCAGACGCCAGGCAGGCCGUCACCGCUGACCUCGACCUCAGAGGAGCCAAGUUUGUAGAGUACUGGGCCAGGAUAGGAAGUGAAGACAACAUGACCAUGUGCCAUCGCCCUACCUGUCGCAAAGAGGGAGUGCUCCUGGACUACUCCAAAGACGGAGGUGUGUCCUGGACCCUGCUUCAUGAGAUGGACUAUCUGAAGUACGUGUCUGUGAGGCGUGAUUACAUUGUUUUACCAGAGGGGGCGCUGUCUAACACCACACGGCUGCGGUGGUGGCAGCCCUUCUCUGUCUCCUCCGGUCUGGCAUCACCCGGGCUGGAGCGUGCUCAGUGGGCUGUAGACAACAUCCUGGUGGGAGGGUCUGACAUCAACCCCUCCACCCUGCUCGACACCUUCGAUGACGAGGGUGUGUCCCAUGAGGAGAGCUGGAGCUUCUAUCCCAACGCGGUGCGUACGGCUGGAUUUUGUGGCAACCCAUCCUUCCACCUCUACUGGCCCAACAAGAACCAGGACAAAACACACAACAUCCUAGCCACCCGAGAGCUUAUAGUACAGCCUGGAUACAUCCUACAGUUCAAGAUUGUGGUGGGCUGUGAGGCAGACAGCUGUGAAGACCACCAUUCUGUCCUGCUGCAGUACAGGAAGGAUGCCAGGUCUGACUCAUGGCAGCUGGUCCAGUCAGAGUGUCUUCCCUCCUCUGUGAACAACGUGGGCUGCUCUCCCUUCAUGUUCCAUGAAUCUACCAUCUACAGUCCUGUCAACAGCUCUACCUGGACCAGAGUCACUGUCCAGCUGCCUGACCACGUCUCCUCAGGUGCCACGCAGUUCCGUUGGAUCCAGAAGGAGGGCGUUGGCGAGCGUCACGGCUGGGGGGUGGACCACAUGUACAUUGGGGAGGCGUGCCCAGGGCUGUGUAGUGGUCAUGGUUACUGUACUAGCGGAGUGGUCUGUAUCUGUGACGAGGGACACCAUGGUGAUGACUGCUCCCUGUCCGGCAGUGACCUACCCAGCUCCAUAAAGGAUAACUUUGAGUCAGGCAGCAUGUCAGAGGAGAGCUGGCAACUCAUCCAGGGUGGCGGGGUGGGAAGUGGGUGUGGUCAGCUCUCUCCCCACGCCCACGGUGACUCGCUCUACUUCAACGGUUGUAAGAUGAGGCAGGCUGUCACCAAGCCACUCGACCUGACACGAGCCAGUAAGAUCAUGUUCGUCCUGCAGAUAGGUAGUGUGUCCCAGACAGACAGUUGUAACACAGCCCUGGACCAGCCUGACACAGUGGACAGAGCUGUGCUGCUACAGUACACUGUCAAUAAUGGAGUUAGCUGGCACGUGAUCGCCCAGCACCAGCCCAAAGACUUCAUCAAGGCCCAGAGAGUGUCCUACAACAUCCCACUAGAGGCGAGAGUUAAAGGGGUGGAGCUGCGGUGGUGGCAGCCGCGUCACGACGGUGUGGGACAUGACCAGUGGGCGCUGGACCAUGUGGAAGUAGUUCUCACUCGUAAACAAAACUAUAUGAUGAACUUUGCCAGACAGACCGGCCUACGCCACUACUACAGCCGGAAGAGGCGGGCACUGCUACAACAUCGUGCCUAACCUCUGAGAAGAGGAUUCAUCCUACGACCUGCCAAUCACACAUAUGACCUACCAACCAACCACAUUCCUUUCUCCUGAUGACAUAUCACCCUGUUGAGUCCCACCCACCAGCCAAUGGAUUCCAGUCAGCCUUGGACCACACUCCCUCCCUCUCCAACCUUCCAAUCCCCACUCUGCCAGACAUGGGUCCAUCCCAUCAGUGUACGCUGUAGCCAGUCAGAAGCCUUCCCCACCCCCAUAUGAUGGGAAGUAAGGAGACGUGACGGAGCAACAAAGGCAACCAUUUUGUUGACUUUUCAUUAACUUUCGGGUUUCUAGUUGUUUUCUAAUCGUUGCUCUACAUGGUUAUUAUGAUAUGAUGAUUCCCUGUUCCAGUUGCGAUACGAUGAUAUCCCCUGGCUUUCCCCGUCACCCCAUCCUACCCACCUCCUAGUCCUACUACUACCACACUGUGAAGUUAUUCCGAGAAAUCAGUAAUGACCAGGUAGCAUAGAGUUGGAUAGAGGGCACACUGUCACAGAAGUGAUAAUGGCAAAGAUAGGGAGUGAGCCCCCUUUCCAACUCUAUGCCAGGGAGCUGGGCUAGCUGGAUGCUUCCAAGAUCAACUGAGCCGCAGGGAGGAAAAUUCCUCUGCUUCGCGCCAGUACCUGAGGAGGAGGAUGAUGAUGAUGGAGAUGAGGAUCAUAACAGUGAUAAGGAUGCUAAAAAAAAAGUACUGUGUUCUUGCUGUUCUGUUCAGUGUGUCUGUGUUCUUUUUGUGAUGGUUUGACUGUUGUGUUCCAUUCAUUCGUUUUUUACUAAUUCAUAUUGUGCUAUUUUUGAUUGGAUUAGUUUUUUCUCGUUUCCGUCUCCUCAGAGGCAGACGGAAGAAAGGAAAGAAGGAAAGAACAAAUCGCAAAAGGGGGGAACAAAAGACAGAAAAUAGAAGACAAAAAAGAAAACAAAUUUAAGACUGAACAAUGAUUUUUUUAUUUUAUUAUUUUUAUAUAUGUUGGUUCCCGAAAAUACAGAUAUUUAUGGUAAGCGGUUCUCCACGUAACCUAUUUAAAGAAGCACUGUGCGUGAAAUCUGUAUGUUAUUUUCUAGUGUUAAGUUAUUAGGCAGUCAUCCAGCCUCUCUCAAGGCUAUCGGGCUGCAACAUCCCCCCCCUCCUCCCCCCUCCUCUCCCUUCCCCCCCCAUUCUCUUGUGCUGUUACCCGCAUCUCUCUCUUUCUCUCUGCUAAAUUCUGCUCCCUGGAGAUGAGGCUCCAUCAGUGUUGUUUCUUGAAGUCUAAUGUGUAAUGUGGACCCUCUCCCAGCCCUAUCUCUCAGUGUAACUCCAGUAUAGCAGUCUCCUGUACAUACAGUAUAUGUAUAUCCACUAUGCGGAGACCCAGCAGCCUUAUAAAAGGGAAAUAAAGAACUGUCCAAACCUCA
This is a messenger RNA of Salvelinus namaycush (lake trout), 7959 nucleotides long. Its product is annotated as reelin-like. The coding region runs from base 1 to 6543 and encodes 2180 amino acids. Gene Ontology annotation, biological process: neuron migration; central nervous system development. Lineage: Eukaryota; Metazoa; Chordata; Actinopteri; Salmoniformes; Salmonidae. Gene Ontology annotation, molecular function: lipoprotein particle receptor binding. The transcript is spliced from 39 exons. The record is from RefSeq and is a predicted model, not a curated record.